Messenger RNA from Fundulus heteroclitus (mummichog), 1583 nucleotides. RefSeq names its product TNF superfamily member 13b (gene tnfsf13b). Gene Ontology annotation, cellular component: membrane. Bases 273 to 1067 code for a protein of 264 amino acids. Gene Ontology annotation, molecular function: tumor necrosis factor receptor binding; receptor ligand activity. Gene Ontology annotation, biological process: immune response. The transcript is spliced from 6 exons. Lineage: Eukaryota; Metazoa; Chordata; Actinopteri; Cyprinodontiformes; Fundulidae. The record is from RefSeq and is a predicted model, not a curated record.
UCAGCGGAACAACAGAGGGGAAGCUGCUUUUUUUUUUUUUUUGUACUGCGUAGUCUCUCAGACUAAACAAGAUCCAGCAACUGAAAGAAAACAAGAGUUAAGGAAGUCAGGAUUAAAGGAAACAAAUCUCAGUGUAGCUUAAGGCUCCUGAGAAAACUUGAUUGGAGAAGAAAACAUCCACCUUUCUCCACCCGUGUCUGUCAGCAGAGAAAACGCUUCGGAGUGACUCGUGGGACCGGUCAUGCUGCCAGUGUGAGCUUUCUGGGGUGUCGAUGUUCCCCAAGAUGGCAGUUUUAGCCGAUGUAAAGCCAGGAACCAGACAGGAUCUGCGUGAAGGAAGGCUUUCUUGGCCAAUUUUCCUGCUCACACUUGCUGCUGUCGCCUCCUCCUGUCUGUCGGCUCUCUCCUUGUACCAGUUAGUGGAUCUGAGAGCUGAAGUAGAGGGGCUCAAAUCAGACAUCAGCCGCAGGACAGAAGAGGGGCAAAAGGUCAGCCACAGAGGUCAGACUGAAAACAUCCAUGGAAGGGAAAAUAUCCAAGGGUCUCAACGUGAUUUCAAUCAAAUAAGAAAAAGAAGAACAAUACAGGAAGCAGAAAUGGAAGGUUCUCAGUCCUGCCUGCAUCUUUUGGCAAACAAUAGCAGAAAACCCUUCGGGAAAGAACUUUCUUCAGGCGUGUACACAGGUGUCCCCUGGCAAGCUGGGCUGAAGAGAGGCUCAGCCCUGGAGGCAGAGGGUGACCGCAUCGCAGUCAGGGAAGCUGGUUUCUACUUUGUCUACAGUCAGUCAUUCUGGUUUGCACAGGUCUACUACAUGGACAGCACCUUUACAAUGGGCCAUGUAGUGAUACGGCGGAAGACGCAGGUUGUGGGAAACGAGGAUCAAGAUGUGCAUUUGUUCCGCUGCAUCCAAAGCAUGAACCCUGAUUAUGCUUUCAACACCUGCUACACGGGAGGUGUUGUAAAACUGGAGAAGGGAGACACCUUGGAGCUUCUGAUCCCACGGUCCCUGGCCAACAUUUCACUGGAAGGAGAUUCUACCUUUCUGGGUGCUUUAAAGCUUGCCUAAUGUGUAUCAUCCUGUACCGCAAAUGAACAAUGACGGUGGAACAAGCCGCCAUGUAGUUGGAGAAGAAGGAGAAGUGUAGCACAGCAGUUAUGGUAACUUCCAUUCGAGCAAAAAAACAGAAAACAGCCACUUCUUUAUUGGCCGAAGAUUAUUUAGCAUGUUUCCUAUGUCGUACAGUCUGCUCUAAUAUGAAACAGGCAAUGUGCUGAGGCUUCAAAAUGUAUUUACAUCACUGUUCAAGUCAAACAUACAGAAUUAAUGUUGUUUUCCUCAUAUAAUCCCGCACAUAGCAAGCAAAACUUGUAAGACUUAUUUUUCAGCUCACUUUUUAGGCAUUGAAACAUUCAUAGCAUUAUCUGACACUUUAAGCAAUCUUACCGUGCGCCAAAUCAUCUUCUGUCUUAUUUUUAAAAAUGCAGAUUUAUCAUUGUGAUGGUCUCAUUUAAACAAAUCGUUACAUAUUUAGCUGAUGUAAAAGGUUUGACGUAAUAAAAUGCAAACAUGUGCAAAUGAUAA